Messenger RNA from Sorghum bicolor (sorghum), 1433 nucleotides. RefSeq names its product 1-aminocyclopropane-1-carboxylate oxidase homolog 1. The record is from RefSeq and is a predicted model, not a curated record. The coding region runs from base 136 to 1260 and encodes 374 amino acids. Lineage: Eukaryota; Viridiplantae; Streptophyta; Magnoliopsida; Poales; Poaceae. The transcript has 3 exons.
UGUGCGCAUUUUUUUUGCCAAAGAAAAACGAAAAAAAAACAGACAGUCAGACACGCACGCAAGCAGAAACGAGAGUUCGUUGUCUCACUCGCCGCCGGCGCCGGCGCUCCGCCAAGCCCGCCUCAUUCUCUCACCAUGUCGUCCGCCCCUGCUCCGACUCCUUCCACCGCCGCCGCCUACGACCGCCUGGUCGAGCUCCGCGCGCUGGACGCGACCAUGGCCGGCGUGCGCGGCCUCGUGGCGUCCGGCGUCACGCGCGUGCCCCGCAUCUUCCGCGCCCCGGAGCCCGAACAGCCGCCAGCAAAGUCCAACGCUACCGGGCGACAAGCGGCGCCGGCGCCGCCGCCGUGCAUCCCCAUCCCGACGAUCGACCUCGGCGUGGCGGACCACGAGGCGCUGGUCUCUGCACUGCGGCGCGCCGCGGCGGAGUGGGGGCUCUUCGUGGUGACGGGCCACGGCGUGCCCGAGGAGGUGGCCGCCGCGGCGCUCGGCGCGGCGCGGGCGUUCCACGACGCGGACGGCGGCGAGGGCAGCGAGAAGGCGCGGCUCUACACGCGCGACCCGGCCAAAGCGGUGAAGUACAACUGCAACUUCGACCUGUACCAGUCGUCCGUGGCCAACUGGCGCGACACGCUCUACCUCCGCCUCGCGCCCGACCCGCCGGCCGACGGCGAGAUGCCGGAGAACUGCCGGGAAGCAUUCUUUGACUACGCCAAGCAUACCAAGAUUUUACUGGAAACAUUGUACCGGUUGCUAUCAGAGGCUCUUGGUCUAAACUCGAGCUACCUAAUUGAUAUUGAGUGCAACCGAGGGCAGAUGAUACUGUUUCACUACUACCCUCCAUGCCCGGAGCCCGAGGUCGCCAUGGGAACAACCCAGCAUUCCGACACCGGCUUCCUCACCCUCCUUCUCCAGGAUGACAUCGGUGGUCUGCAGGUCCUCCAUGACGACCAGUGGAUCGACGUCCCACCAAUGCCUGGGGCAUUCAUUGUGAACAUCGGCGAUCUCAUGCAGAUGAUGUCGAACGACAAGUUCAGAAGCGCCGAGCACAGAGUGGUGGCAAAGAAAGCUGGACCAAGGGUCUCCAUCGCAUGCUUCACCAGCCAUUCAGAUUCCACAAGGAUGUAUGGCCCUAUCAAGGAGCUCUUGUCUGAUGAGUGCCCACCGUUGUACAGGGAAACACUUGCGAGAGAUUACAUUGCGCACUACUACUCCGUCGGGCUAGGUCGCAAAAAGGCUAUUUACGAUUUCCGGCUAUAGCGAUUGUGCAACAAAUUGCGAGUUCUUGCUUCUCUGAAGUCUGAACUAUAUAUGGCCUUUGUUGCAAUGUAUGAAUUAAAGGCAUUGAGGAUCAUCCUAUAUGCCCAUAUGCUAUAUUACGAAAUAAAGGAAGUGGAGAAAUAACAAUACUGACGAAUUCCUUCUUCCAGUAA